AAGGAUCCAUCACCGCCAAGCCUUCCCGCCUCCUGCACUUCCUCUCCCGAGCUUCAACCAGCCUUGUUCCACUCCCUCCCUCUCCCCCAAUCAAUGCCUCCCCGACUGCGCGGCGUGCUCGCAAAGAGCCUGGCGCGUCCACUAGACAGUGUCGUCUACUGUCCCUCCUGCUCGACAUGCAGACGGCUGUCGACGCGUGCCGGCGUCAACCAUCACGCCCGCGGUGAAAAGAACACUGCCCAUCGCCCAUUGAAUCCCACUGCAAUCCCUACUCCUCGUGCUCUCUCAACAUCAACUGUCAUCGGUGUAGGCAAGACUGUUCCGCCACGGUUUAAGGAGCUGUACGGUGCGCUGGAGGGGGUGCGAGAUGCGGCGAUCGAGCAGGUGAGCCUGAGUCGGCUACAGCUUGCGCUGCGCGGGUUGGAGUCUGAGACGCCUCUUAUUCGUGUUGCUGUUCUUGGGCUGGACAAUGCGGCUUCAGCACGGAGACUGGUACGAUUGCUGCUCGCUGACCCGUUACGACCGCGCGAGAGCUGGGAGGAUAUCCUCGAGACCUACGACGCUGAUACGUCACGGGGACUUUUGAUUCGAUACGGGGAAGUCUCGGAAUCUAUCUCGAAUGACCUGCUGCCGACGAUUGCGAUCCCAUCACCCAUCCUGAAACAAGGCAAUUUGGAGAUCUUGGUCAGUACGCUCGGCUCUGAAACUGAUUUUGCCGGCACCACCCUCACUGCGGAUACCUUCCUCGUUCCGACUGUGACCAUCCAGACCUCGCAUUCUGGUCGGCAUAACGUUGUGCGGUACCCUGUGCAUCGGAGCAUUGUAUGUGGUAGCGGAGUGGAUGGGCUACUAGCGUACAGUUCUCUGGUCGGCCAGUCAGACCUCAAGAACGAGGUGGCUUCUGUCCGCGGAGCGAUCGAGCUCCCCGUGGCAGAUAAGAAUCCAAGCAGUGACCGGCUUUCAUUGGUGGAUAUCCACCGCGCGAGUGAAGCACUUGAUAAGUUCCGCGAGUCUGUGCAGAACGUCUCCGAAUACGAACGCGGAUGGAAUGGUAGUGGCGUGCAAAAGGUGAUCGACUGGCUAGCAUCCUCGCAGGUCCAAAAGGAUGGAGCAUUGAAUCCGGCUUUGUUGCCCCUCAUCGAAUCCCUUCUAAACUCGGCCGAUGAAGGGGUGCUAGCUCGAGAUGAGAACGCUAUCAAGCAUCAGACCACUGGCGUGGUUUCUGAUGCAGUGCGUGCCAACCUGGAGCGCGGCAUUGCCGUCUGGGCUGAGCGGGCACAUUCAGAACUGCGCAGUUCCCUCGAGGCUGGCUUUGCCAGUCCCCGAUGGCGGGGUCUCGCGUGGUGGAAGCUCUUCUGGCGCGUUGAUGAUGUGAGCAUGAUCACCUCUGAGAUCCUGGAGAAGCGAUUCCUCCGCCGUGCCGAACGCGAGGUCAUCUGGACUGCGGGUAAAUACCACCAGGCAGGUCUACUGGCAGAGCAGCCAUCCAUUUCGCUCUUAGAGUCUGCACCCUCCGACAAUUCCGUUUCUUCCCCCUGGCCGACCCAGAUUCCAGACACCCGCUCCAAACUCCUCACAACCACCGUGCCAUCCCUCCAAGCCCUAGCACAAAACCUGGUCCUUUUUAGCGUGUCCACGACAACACUAACAUCCGCCCUCUCCGCACUAACCUACGUCUCCAUUCCCUCCGCCUCCAUCUACGAAUCCUGCACCUUGGCAGCUGUAGGCCUCAUCUACUCGCUACGUCGUCAGCAGAAGAAAUGGGACGUGGCACGCGGGUUCUGGGAGGAUGAAGUCCGCGAAGAAGGACGGUCAUCUCUACGUGAAACGGAGUCGCUGCUGCAUGAGGUUGUGAGCGAGGGCGGUAGGGACGUUGAGGAUGUUUCUGAUCGGAGGGCUCGUGAGAUGGUUGAUCGAGCUAAGAAGGCGCUAGAUGGGCUUAAGACGUGA
Molecule: messenger RNA, 1950 nt
Organism: Penicillium riverlandense
Lineage: Eukaryota; Fungi; Ascomycota; Eurotiomycetes; Eurotiales; Aspergillaceae
Exons: 3
Source: RefSeq, a predicted model, not a curated record